AUGCUAAGGAACUUAGGUCUCUUGGUGGUUUUCCUAUCAGUUCUGGCCAAUUGGUGUCUAGCUGUGGAGGAUAAAGACCAACUAAUCAAAGAUUAUGAAAAAUAUACAAAGCAAAGUUUAUUAUGGGGGCCUUAUAGACCUGGUAACUAUUUGGGUAUAAGACCUCGUAUUCCACAUUCUUUAAUGGCUGGCUUAUUCUGGUUCAAUGCUGAUAAUAUAGAAAACAUUCAUAAUAUUAGACAUGUUUGUGAUCAAGGUCAAGAUUUCAAUGGGUUUGGUUGGAGUCAAUAUGAUCCAAGAAUUGGUGGUAAACAAAUAUUUCAUGAUAAUGAGUUGAAAUUAGAUUUAACAACUGAUUUUAUCAAGAAUAAAGAAGGUAGUUGGGCUAUAAAAGUUAAAGGUGUUCCAAGACCUGGAUAUGAAAAAAAUGCAAACUCAAUUGUAUUUUAUGCAGGUUUAGAAGGUGAAGGUAUGUUAACAUCUGCUGUUGGAGCUCCAUCUGAUGGAUUCAAAAGAGGUGAUCCAAUUAAAUUAAUUGGUCAAUCCGAUGAAUUUCAAGGUUUUGAAAUUGAUAUUAAUGAUGGACCAAAUACAAAUCAACAUAAAUUCUUAAAUAAAAAGCAAAUUGCAGAUCCUGAUUUAAACCCUUCAAGAACUCAUUAUGUAUCAAUGAGGGCUCCAAAUGAUAAUGUAUGGAAGGCUAAAGAUAUCUUUAAUGUCUUGAUUAGUGAAUCUGUUAAUGAAAUUAUUGCAAGAAAUCCAGAUACUAAAAAUAUUCCACAUCCAAGUUCUUUAUUAACAUUACGUAAUUUGAAUGGAUUUGAAGGUAAUUUACAUUUCAUUCAAAAAACAUUUGUUGGUGCUUUUGAAUUUGAUAUUACCUUUAAUUUGGAAGAAUCAUCAAAUAAAAUUGAAGCUGAAGAUCUUGAUUUAUUAAUUAAUCAAACAUUAACAAAAUUUGAUGCAAAAUUUAAUAAAGUCUUAGAUUUGCAACCACCUUUUAAUAAUGCUGAAUAUAAGAAAUUUUCUGAAGAAUUCAUUUCAAAUUUAAUGGGUGGUAUUGGUUAUUUCCAUGGUGAUCAUCUUGUUGAUAGAGAAACUGAAUUUAAUGAGGAAAAAUAUGAACCAAUUCAAUUAGAAGGUAAACCUGAAGGUCCAUUUGAAUUAUUUAGUUCUGUUCCAAGUAGAACUUUUUUCCCAAGAGGAUUUUAUUGGGAUGAAGGUUUCCAAUUGAUCCCAAUUCUUGAAUAUGAUACUGAUUUAGUCUUGGAAAUUUUGAAAAGUUGGUUUAAUUUAAUUGAUGAUGAUGGAUGGAUUGCUAGAGAACAAAUUCUGGGACCUGAAGCAAGAUCUCGUGUUCCAAGUGAAUUUCAAGUUCAAAAUCCAAAUAUUGCAAAUCCACCAACUUUAAUGUUACUAUUUACUGAUUUAUUGAAGAAGGCAAAAGAAACCCAAGAUUCAAAAGAUUUUAGUUUUGGUGAUAUUGAUGAACCUGAAAGAGUUGAUAAAUAUGGUGAUAUUGACUUCACAGAUAUUACAGAUGCUCAUUUAAGAUAUCCAGAAUUAUUGAUUAAUUAUGCUGAAAACAUUUAUCCAAAAUUACAAUCACAUUAUGAAUGGUUCAAAAGAACACAAAAGGGUGAAUUAGAAGAAUUUGAACGUGAACCUUUUUCACCAAAUGAAGCAUAUAGAUGGAAAGGUCGUACUUUCACACAUAAUUUAGCUUCAGGUCUUGAUGAUUAUCCAAGAGCUUUACCGCCUGAUAUUGCUGAAUUGAACGUUGAUUUAAUCUCAUGGGUUGGUACAAUGACUAGAUCAAUGAAACAAAUUGCAGAAUUAUUAGGUAAGACUGAGGAUGCAGCUAAAUAUUCUAAAAUUGAAUAUGACAUUCAAAGAAAUAUCGAAGAUUUACAUUGGUCCAAGAAGGAUAAAACUUAUUGUGAUGUCUCAGUUGAUCAAACUGAUAGAGAUGUAUUUUAUUGUGCUAAAGGUUAUAUUUCAUUAUUCCCAUUCACAUUAAAAUUGAUUGAACCAGGCUCUGAACAUAUUCGUGAUAUUAUUGAGCUUAUAGCUGAUCCUGAAGAAUUGUGGUCUCAGUAUGGUAUUAGAUCUUUAUCUAAAUCAAAUGAAUUUUAUAGAACUCAUGAACAAUAUUGGAGAGGUCCAGUCUGGAUCAAUAUCAAUUAUUUAGUUCUUGAUUCGCUAUUACAUUAUGGUACUGGUGAAAAUGGAGCCAAAUUAGAUCCAGAAACUUGGGAUUUGGCCAAUAAAACAUAUACUGAACUUAGAAGAAAUGUUGUUGAGAAUGUCUACAAACAAUGGAAAUCUACAGGUUUUGCUUAUGAACAAUAUGAUGAUCAAAAUGGUAAGCCUAGGGGUGCUAAACAUUUCUUAGGAUGGACUGGUCUUGUUACUGUGAUGAUGAAGAUGCCAGAAUCCUUAAAAUGA
Molecule: messenger RNA, 2448 nt
Organism: Hansenula ciferrii
Lineage: Eukaryota; Fungi; Ascomycota; Saccharomycetes; Phaffomycetales; Wickerhamomycetaceae
Gene: CWH41
Product: mannosyl-oligosaccharide glucosidase
Exons: 1
Coding region: 1-2448 (815 amino acids)
Biological process (GO): oligosaccharide metabolic process; protein N-linked glycosylation
Cellular component (GO): endoplasmic reticulum membrane
Molecular function (GO): Glc3Man9GlcNAc2 oligosaccharide glucosidase activity
Source: RefSeq, a predicted model, not a curated record